Daphnia pulex (common water flea) is the source of this 6125-nucleotide messenger RNA. RefSeq names its product transcription factor Sox-1b-like. NCBI's taxonomy places the organism in Eukaryota, Metazoa, Arthropoda, Branchiopoda, Diplostraca, Daphniidae. Gene Ontology annotation, biological process: anatomical structure morphogenesis; cell differentiation; regulation of DNA-templated transcription. Gene Ontology annotation, molecular function: RNA polymerase II cis-regulatory region sequence-specific DNA binding; DNA-binding transcription factor activity, RNA polymerase II-specific. Bases 2791 to 4464 code for a protein of 557 amino acids. The transcript has a single exon. The record is from RefSeq and is a predicted model, not a curated record.
GCUGCUGCUCAUCAUCUCUCCCAUACAGGACGCAAAUCUCCUGGCCAUUUCUUUUCCUAGCGUCUCAACAGGAAGAUUCCGCCAGGGGGAAAAAAGGAAACUCAUCAUCGCAAUCGAGACUCACUUUUGUAUAAAUCAACUUUAAAUCGGAGGAGAUUUCAAUGGCGAUAAAGAGAGGGGGACACUGGGAGCAAUGAUCGAUUGACAAAGCUGCUGGACAGUGCGGUUUUUUAUCCACCGGUCAUUUACGGGACGUUGGUCACAAACAAACACAACGGCCAGACAUUCUGUUGUUUUUCUCUCAACUCACAACAUUCAGGGGUAAUAAAAAAACAAAAAGAAAAACAUUUACUAAUACGGACCAGCCAUCUGGCCAAAAAGACUGGGCGGUUUUGCGGUCUGAAAUAGACGAAAAAUUUGGUUUGUGGUUGGUGGGAUAUGACGUCUGUGCACACCGGCAACUGGGGGGACGUCUGUCUUUGCAUCAUCACAACCGGCGUGAAAAUAUCACGAUCAGAACUUUUUCAGGUUUGUUCAGGAAGUAACAUUAUUCUCAUUUUAUUUAAUUCACAAGGAAAUAAUUCAAAAGAAAAUUUGUUUGUUACAUUUUAAUAUUACUACUGGAAAAGAGUUGAAUACGCUCGACGUUUUAUUACAUGUUCUCCCUAUUUUCUUACGGUGACAGCCUUUUUGAAUUGAUAGCCAUCGUAAUCAUCAUCGUAACGAGAAAGCCUUUAGUUUUUUAUCUUUUUAAACACGUGGAAAUACACACAGACAUGUUCUGGGUCCUUUUUUUUUCUGUCUGUUGCGUGUCGGAUAAAAAAGAAAACGGCGAUCGAAUGGCGUUCGGGUUCCUGGCACGACGACGGCCGCACUAGGAUCCAUUUAUACGCAACUGGAGCUGACAGCUGGGGGGGUCCAAGCGACAAGAGAGAGAAAUACGGUGUGUGUACUCUACAACCGUCAGGUGUUUGUAGAAAAAAAAUAAAAAAAAAAUAAAAAUGGAGAAGUUGGUAAUCGUGAAAAUGGCAUCUAUUUCUAGCCCGUCUAGGAAAUGUUUGUUAGUCAAAUUAUCCGUGAAUGUGUGUAUUGUGUGUGAGGUGCGUUUCUAGUCUAGCCGGACUGCAAGGUAUUGUGUAUCUCUCUCACUCGCUUAAUGGUCGGAAAAAAAGCUCCGGAUCCAUCAAUAACAAGGUAGGCCUAUUAUAUGCACUUGAAAAGGGAACUAGAGGGGGGGGAGAACUGGGUGGGUGAGGGCCUCCACCAGGUUUUCCAGUUGCCAUCCGCUUCGCAACUGCUGCCGAUGGAAACCAAGACACACAGAAAAAUGUGCGUACGCGGGACAAGGGGAGAGAGAGAGAGAAAAAGAGUAAAAAUAUUGGGAGAUAAACAAAACUAAAAGUAGAAAAAAAAGAGAAGGAUGACAUGUCUGUCUCUCCCCCCUCUCACGAAAAAUAUCAAAAGGCAGUUGCGGCCAAGCUGAUGGGAAAGCCACCACUUGCACCAACAUCACACGACCAGCUUCAUUAACUCGCCCAAUCGAUUCAUUUUCGUCGUGGGGGUCUCUCUGCCAGUGAGAAAGAGUCUAUAAAAGGACCCCUUAUUUUACAAACAAACUAUUUUAUCUUUUAUCGAGUGGCCUGAACUAAAUUAAUGUCCCAUCGGCGAUUUCCAAAUUCCGCCGAAAAUGUGGAUAGACAAAAAUAAAUAUGUUGGAUAACGCUGAAAUCACCUGGAGCUACAUAGAAAAUAGGGAGGAGUCGUUUAUAUAUUUUCCUCAAGACAAAACAAGAAGAAGAAGAAGGAGCCAAAAAAUGUUAGUAGCCCCUCUUCCGGAACCCCAGCGCACUGUGGGAUAUAUACAUAGACACGGGAGGGAUACUGCCGUGGGGUCCCUCCUGGCCCAAGUCCGGCUCUAACUAGCUAACGGCCUGAUAAGGUGGGAAGCUCAUCCCAGCCCCAAAAAAAAGAGAACCAGAAAAUAAAAAGGCCACACCCACGUCGAAGCGGAUGGAACCAAUGGUUCAAAAGAGCGGAGGCGGAUCUUGUCCCGGCAGCCAAUUGGUCGCCGGCCCCACAACCCAGUCAAGCUCCCCAUCAGUGGGCGUGUCGGUCCGCUUGGCUUACCCUCUCUACUAUCGCCCGUGUGUGUGUGGGGUAAAAAAGUGGGCCGUCCCAUCGCGUCCGGCGGUUUUCUUGGGUGGGCAGGGCCUCCGUCCCUGCCUCCGCCCGGCAGUAAAGUCUUUAGGUAGUAGUCUCCAGUCUGGUUCUCUUCUAGCGCCAGUUGUGUGUGUUGUGUCAAUCAAUAACACAGUCAAGAGACGGCCGGAUUGAGGCACAGAAUAGACGGCUUUCAAACCGUUCAGACCUCUCUUGUGUUGGCUCUCCAUCUCUCUCUUUUCACUCUCUCUCCCCAUCUCUCUUUUACCUCCCUUUUCUCUACCACCCUCCAUACAAGAAAAGAAGAAAAAAAGAAAAGAAAAACUCUUUGAGAUUCUUUUACUAGUGGUGGCCAAGGAGACAAGACGACACCCUCAUAUCGGACAACACAGUUGAACCCCGAUCUUUUUUCAACAUCGUCGUUUUGUGUGUGAGUGUGCUGUGUGCAAAGUGCGCUCCUCUUAUUGAUUCAUCACACAAAUCAAAGUGACCUGUGCUAUGCCGUGGUAGUGUGGAGAAGAGAAAAACUCAUCAACCGACUGAUCUGCCAACAACCAAAAGUGUCGCAAAACAUUUGAGAGCGAAAUUUGAAAAACCCCAAAAAAACAAUUUGCCCAGUCAAGACACAAAAUGUUGACCAUGGAUGGUGAAAUGAAGGGACUUGGAGGUCAUCCGGGUCACCUUCACCAGCAGCACGGGCUGGGAUCGCCGUCGUCGGCCGGACAGACUUCCCUGUCGUCGCAUCACUUGUCCGUCUCGUCCAGUCACGCCCUGUCGCCGCCCAUGACGCCUCAGCAUCUCCAGCAGCAGCAACAGCAGCAACAACAACAGCAACAGCAGCAGCAGCAACAACAGUACCAGCAACAGUACCAAAUGUCGGCCCACGGGCUGCAUUUGGGACUGUCUGCCCAGCACGCGGCGGCCAUGGCGGCUGCCGCCGCCGCCGCAGCGGCUCACCACCAGCACGCGGCCAACGCGCUCAGCUCGUCGGGCUCUUCAGCCUCGUCACAGUCGUUGCAUCACCAGCCGGGGCCGGGCUCGGGCCAAGGCUCGACGGCCUCGUCGGCCGCCUCAGCCAAAAACAACAACCUGGACAGGGUCAAGCGGCCGAUGAACGCGUUCAUGGUCUGGUCCCGCGGUCAGCGACGCAAAAUGGCCCAGGAAAACCCCAAAAUGCACAACUCUGAAAUCAGCAAGCGGCUGGGCGCAGAGUGGAAACUCUUGUCCGAGGCGGAAAAGAGGCCGUUCAUCGACGAAGCCAAGCGACUUAGGGCCGUCCACAUGAAGGAGCACCCAGACUACAAAUACCGACCCCGACGCAAGACCAAGACUCUGCUCAAAAAGGACAAAUACCCGGGAAUGAGCGGCGGUGGAGGACCAGGAGCGGCGGGCGGACAAGGCGGCCUGAUCCAGCAGCAGUCAUCCGGCGGUGGCGGACAGAGCGGCGGGCACCACGCCCAGGAGCACCAACACAGCGGCAAUCACCAGCGCGGCGGCGGACACAACAUGAACAACAAUUCCGUCGUGCUGGGCGGUCAACAGUCGGGACUGCAGCAGAGCCAGCAGGGCGGCGGCGGCGGAGGCGGCCUACAUUCGCACCACAGCAGUCAGCGCGAGGCGGCCAUGUACCACCACCACCACCAGCACCACAUGGCCACCAACGGGUACAUGCCAAACGGCUACAGCAUGAUGCACGACCCAAACUACGGCCAGCACUACAUGGCGGCGGCGGCGGCCGGACUCUACGGCCCACGCUACGACAUGAACCCACAAGCCGGCGGAGUGGCGGGCGGCGGAAGCGCUUCACCCAUGUCCUCCUACAUGAACGGAGCGGCAGCAAACUACGGAGCCAUGUACGCCGGAACGGGCGGCGCCGGAUCGCCCUACUCGAUGCAAUCGUCUCAAAUGGGCAGCAGCGGAGGCGGACAGGCCGGAAUCGGCAGCGUCGGAUCCACCGGAUCCUCCCACAGCCCCAACAGCGUCAAAUCGGAAACGCCGACGCCUCAGCAGCAACAGCAGCAGCAGAUAUCCAUCAAGCGCGAGUACGUCCAGCAGCAGCAGCCGUCGGCCGGCGGAGCAAACGCCGCCGAUCUCCGCCACAUGAUUUCCAUGUACUUGCCGGGCGACGCCUCGUCCGGAAUCAUGGAUCCCACAUGCGGCGGACGACUUCAGCCCAUUCCGGGCCUACAGGGUCACCCAGGGUAUCACCAUUCCGGAUCGCCCGAUCCCAUGUCUGCCGCAGCCGCAGCAGCAGCCGCAGCAGCAGCCGCCGCAGCCGCCGGAAUGACCAUGGCUCACAUGUAAAAUCAUACACACACAAACACAUCCCCCCUCCUCCUCCACACUAAUAACAAGAUUUAAAAAAACCAUCCAUCGUCAAAAAAGAGCCUAUUAUAAUUAUAGAAAAAAGAGAGAGAAAUAAUAAUAGAAAAGAAAAAAGGAGAGACACGGACAACUACAUAUCCGCGCAACCAGUUCGGGCGUUCAAAUCGCCCGCCAACCUUUUUUCUUUAAAUUAUUUUAAUCAUAUUUUUAUUUUGUAUGUUUUUCUUUUCCGGAUUAUUUCAAUCUCUCUCUCUCAAUCUCCGGGUCCUCCCUCACCUCACAUUUAGACGUGAUGAUGUUUUUUUUUUCAAUCAAUUCUAAUUGAAUUAUCGUUUUUGAUUUUGUAUCGUAAUCAUUUUUGCCGGGGUUGAAACAAAGAGAGUUUGAUGAAGAGAUAUCAAACGCGAAAUUUCAAUCGAGUUUUUAAAUGGAGGAAAGCCGAGACAUUCGUAUACAUAACACAAAUUUUUUGAUAUCAUCAUCUCUGAUCCUACAUAUAAAAAUCAUUUUUUGUUUAGUAUUGUCGAAAAGGGAAUGAAAAACAAAGAAACAUUGACGUUUUUUUUUCAUUUCAAAUACUUCUAACCAUACUUUUUUGACUACGUAUUUGUUUCAUUUCUCUCUCCCCCCUCCCCUUUUUGACUUAUCACACGCAAAUUCGUUUUCUUUCUCUCAAUUCAUUUCCUGCCCCCCCCCGCCCCGCUCCCCAGUUUUUGAACGUUGUACAGAUUGUUUGCCCACUUUGAUUAUUACAAUUAUUAUCAUUAUUAAAAAAACAAAUUCGACAAGAAAUUAUAUCGAAAUCGCAUCUUGCGCGAUACAAUUAUAUAUAUCACCUGGAGUGAAAAACAACUAAAACACACACAAAAAAAGAAAAAGAUCCGACCGAGUCAAUUCCAAUCGAAAAAAUCUCGACGGUUAAAAAAGAAAAAAAAAAUUUAAAAACAAAAUCCAAUUCAAUCAUUCUUAUCAUCUCGAAAGAGUGUGAUUCAACAUUAUUGUCACUCUUAUAUAUACAUACAUAAAAGACACACAAAAGUAUAUCAACUUGAUUAACUCUUGAACGAUUUCUGAUGAUCAAAAAUAAAAUUGAUCAGCGAUUGUCUCGCCAAUGUGUUAAUUUCUUCUUCGUGUGUCCUCUUCGUGUCAAAUAACGUGCGUUUCUUUGUUCCGAUUUUUACGUGGCUUUGUCUCUCUUUCUCUCUCUCUUUCUCUCACGACAUUUUGAUCGACUUAGAAAAACAAAAAAUUAACUAAAAAAGAAAAAAAUCAUUUUCUGUGUAUGUGAGUCCGUGUGUGUUCCGAGCCCGUUUGUAAAUGACAUUCAAAACAGUUUCACGCUCCGUUACAUUCGAUUUUCACGCAUAAAUUCGUGUCACGAAAUUAUUUCUGUUUCUCGAAACAUUUUUGUUUGUUUUUAAAAUCGCAAAUCUCAAAGAGUCCCGAUGGUGAACGAAAGCAUUCCGAUGGACGACGACAAAAAAAAGAAAAGAAAAGAAAUUAACUUGAAUAUUAUUACAAAAAACAGAAAAAUUGAAAUCGACGACGAUGUAUUUUGUACAUAUGUGAACCAGUGCACUUGUAUAACUUUUGUUCCCGUAUUGUUACAUACACACUGCUAGUUUUUCUUGGAAAACCAA